Messenger RNA from Pogona vitticeps (central bearded dragon), 1256 nucleotides. NCBI's taxonomy places the organism in Eukaryota, Metazoa, Chordata, Lepidosauria, Squamata, Agamidae. The record is from RefSeq and is a predicted model, not a curated record.
GAGGGGAGAAAGGGAGAGAUACAGCAGAAGGAGGGAGGGGUGUGAUGUGUUAGUAAGGGGGGCACCAAUCCUGCCAGUCCUUUGCCCAUCCUGCCCCCUUUUGCCAACUGGACACAGCCAAAAGCCCAGGUAUUCUCCUACCAUGUCGGAUGAUGCUGAAAAGAAUGAGGCUCCCCCAGGAGCAGCAAAGGAACCAGAGCAGCAGGAAAAGGAGGAGCAGGAGCAGGAGACGCCACAAGAAAUGGAGUCAGCGCCGCAGCCAGAAGCAGAACCAAAACCUGAACCCGAACGAGAACCCGAACCAGAGCAAGAGAAGACACAGGAGAAGCUGCCAUCACAGACACCCCCUCAGAGCCCCUCUGCCCCUGAGGUCCCAGCCUCACCUGUCAUGGUGACUGUCACCAUUGAGGAGGACGCUGUGGUAGGACCACAGGAGAACGGGGACCCUCCAGGGCUGAGAGCGGGCUCGGCUGAAGAACUGGGGACCACCCCAGCACCACUCACGAGCCCCCCCACCCGCUCCAAAUCUGCAUCGCUGAAUGACCUGAAACCCCAGAACAGUGUCAACGGGGGGCCGCGGGCCAUUGUGAGAAGCAGCUUGUCCGGCUCUCAGGUGCACCUCGCAGGAGCUGCUGGGUCUCCGCGGGCCAGCCUGAGCCGACAGGCCUCAGCCACCGGGUCCACAGGUGGUGAGGCUGGGGAGAAACCCAGAGACUACAUAUUCAUUGCUGCCCUCUCCUGCUUCUGCCCAAUCUGGCCCAUAAACAUUGUCGCCUUUGUUUACUCUGUCAUGUCCCGUAAUAGCUUCCAGCAAGGAGACAUUGAUGGGGCGCGGCGCCUGGGACGUGUAGCAAAACUGCUGAGUGUUGUGGCGUUGGUUGGAGGUGUGCUCAUAAUUGUGGCUUCUUGUGCCAUCAACUUCGGAGUGUUCCAGUGAGGGCAGCACUUGGGUGCUACUUCCUCCCUAGCACCGAAAUGUCCAUCUUUGGCGCUGGGAGCCAACAUGACUACAGUGCAUUCUUUCCAUCCCAUCUCAUGUCCCCCAUCAAUCCCGAAACCAUGCAAAACAGGAGCACAAGGAUGGAGACAGCGGAGAAAGAGAGAGAGAGAGACAGAAGUCAAGCAUAGAAGAGCACAAGAGUAUGAAACUGAGAGAGGCUAUAUCUUGCCUCACUCUUCUAGAAGAUAUUAAUAAUAAUCAGGUGGCAUCAAGUCAAUUCUGACUUAUGGUGACGCUCUUCAGGGUUUCCAAGGUA